AUGCAUUUUCUGAGAACAAAGAAAAACACGGAGGCUCUCACGCAUGUACGAGACUUCAGUCAUGAAAUUAACUUGCAAAGACCAGAGGAGUCACUAGCAAAAGGCCUCGCUCAACGUGUCAAAUGGGAAGUUGACAAAGAGAACAAAGGGGAGAGACUGUUCGCCGAUUCUUUCAACUAUUCUCUUGCUACGUAUCGAGAUGAAGAGCCACCGGAAUAUACCGAGUCACCUAUUGAGCCGACUGACUUCAAUGAGUUCUAUCAUAUAACCAAAGAGCUUGAUGACUCCUGGAAAAAAGUAAUCGAGGAACUCAAUAAAAAGCUCGGACAGAAAAUAGACCUCACCGAGCUUUUGGAGCAUCCAACUCCUGACAAGCUAGAGGGGAUCGUCCGCCAAGCACAAGACUCGUUUCAAGAAAGAAAAUUAACAAAAGGGGGUACCGUAAAGGAAUGGGUCCACAAGAUUGCAAGAAGAAUAAACAAUCACAGAUAUCUCCUUGACAUGCUUCCAACGGGAGACAAGUACUUGUCAAUUCUUACCGGUGGUCUAACGGCUUGUGUCAAGGCUUCAAUCGAGCAUCAGGAAGUAGCAGAUCUAGUAUCUGACUUCUUAGAGAAGCUCUCCGACCAGACAUAUAAACUAUUCCGCGCUGUGAAAGGAGCACCUCGAAACGAUUAUAUUAGCUUACAUGUGACCAAAUUUUAUUCCAUUAUGUUCGACGCUCUGGUGAAGAUACUAAAACAAUGGCUUUCAUCAGCCUGGAACCGUCUCACCAACAGCUUUGGAAGCACCUUCAAAAAGGACCUGAAAGGAUCAAUGGAGAAGAUGGAAUACCAUGUCAAAGAAGCUGUCGAAGAAUUGAAUUCGAUCACUUUACAAGGUCUGGGUGCUCUGGUCCAGGCCGCCUUGGUUGGCUCCCAGCAAGACUUCAUCGACGCCGCAGGAUGGCCUGGGAACGUACCGAUACACUUCAUGCAAAUUCAUAAUUCAUCCCGCUCGCCCCCGGUAGAGAUGGCUAAAAGUCACGGUCAGAAGGCUCAUCGUGAUGACCAUCAUGACAAUUCUAAAUAUGGCAAAUUUCUCUCAACCACGUCUGAGGUGCGAGAAAAGGAGAAUAGUGAAUCUUGGACAUCGCAGACAAUCCAGGAAUCCGUAGCAUGGAUGGAUAGAGAGCUAUAUAGUAGCCUGAUGCAAUGGACGACAUCAAACUCAUCCGAGGCGCUGUGGAUUGAAGGGCCGGCCGUAAUGACAGAGCCGUCUCAAAACACACUGACAACAGCGUUCAUCACCGCUAUUUUUCAACACCGACGAGUUCCAGUCAUAUCCUACUUCUGUUACUACGACCAGAGAGACUACGAAUCAUUUUCCUGUGAAGCAGAACUACUGAAAAUGGUCCUCGCAUUGAUAUACCAAGUCUCAACUACCCUCCCCCCGGAUAUAUCUUCUAUUCUAGACUCUGAAGACAUGCCCGACCUUUCACCGUCUAGAGUCGACUCCAUCAAACCACGCUUGGAAAGUCUUCCCAACGCAAUCGAAUUACUUGGAGACAUGCUAGCUCUUGGUCCCCCGCUAUUCGCAUGCUGUAUAGAUAGCUUGCAAAUUCUCGACAAAGAGGAAGAAUCAGCAAGAUAUAAAGCAUGUUUCAGACGGUUUGUUGAGAUUUUGGGAAAUGCGAAACCGAGUCAUCCGCGCAUAUUGAAGAUGUGGCUAUCAACUGACGGACAUAGCUGGUCACUGCAGGAUGCGGUAAAUGAGGGAUGGUUUCGGAGCCACCAGACUUAUCAUGAGAGUGAAGAUGAACCGUUGAUACUGGAUAUGGUUCGUGUAGCUGGAGCUACCUAG
Molecule: messenger RNA, 1842 nt
Organism: Talaromyces atroroseus
Lineage: Eukaryota; Fungi; Ascomycota; Eurotiomycetes; Eurotiales; Trichocomaceae
Exons: 5
Coding region: 1-1842 (613 amino acids)
Source: RefSeq, a predicted model, not a curated record